GUGCCACCAAUACACAAGAGCCGAGGACUCUCUAUCGCCGACCAUUGGUCCUCAAUUUGCCGACCAAUCAUUGGGAAAGUGCCCACGAAAAUAUCCAAUUGAUAGGAGGAAUCUACAAUGGAGCAACUGGGAGAAGGGCAGGCGGUUGUGGUUGGUAGUGCCGGAGGAACCGUCCAAGUUGUUCAGAUGGGUCAAGGAGGCCAAGCAAUGAUGUUGCCACAAGCUAUACAAGUUGCAGCACCAAAUGGACAAAUACAAGUUGUUCCAGUGUCUAGCUUGACCAGUACAGGUCAACAAAUUGUAAUUCAACAACCACAGACACCUCAAAUAAUCCAAACUCCAGAUGGACAAACUUAUAUUUAUCAACCAGUUCAGUUGGAAGGUCAAGUUCAACAAGCACAACCAACAGUAAUUAAUAUCAAUGGGAAUCUUAUGCAAAUUGCUGGAACUACAUCGCAAACCACAACCACAGCAGCAACCACAACACCAGUACAACCAUUAGCAAGUCCCACAGCUACAGCGUCUCAGGCAGGAAAUGUUGUCAUGAUGGUGCCAGGAAAUAGUGGACAGACGCAAUUUCAAAGGGUAGCAUUGCCAAAUGCAGAAGUUUUUGAAGAAGAACCUUUAUAUGUAAAUGCUAAACAAUAUAGACGUAUAUUAAAACGCCGUCAAGCUCGGGCUAAAUUAGAAGCCGAAGGAAAAAUACCUAAGGAAAGACCUAAAUACCUUCAUGAAUCGCGUCAUCGACAUGCCAUGAACAGAAUUCGGGGUGAAGGUGGUCGUUUUCAUUCUGGUCAAGUAAAAAAGCGAAAGUAA
Molecule: messenger RNA, 816 nt
Organism: Eufriesea mexicana
Lineage: Eukaryota; Metazoa; Arthropoda; Insecta; Hymenoptera; Apidae
Gene: Nf-YA
Product: nuclear factor Y-box A
Exons: 5
Coding region: 118-816 (232 amino acids)
Biological process (GO): regulation of DNA-templated transcription
Cellular component (GO): CCAAT-binding factor complex
Molecular function (GO): DNA binding; DNA-binding transcription factor activity
Source: RefSeq, a predicted model, not a curated record